AGGCAUUAUGCAUAUUCAAGACUAAUCAACGUAAGCUUCACAAAACUAAGUCCACAUAUAGCCUCGAAGCAUUUUGCGGCGAGUCUUGAGCGAGUGGCAACACCACCUUUUAAAACACGGCUUGUACUGAACCGCCAAACCCACCCCCACGAAAAAACAAGAAAAGAAAAAGCGCUUCUCCUUGAAGAAUCCCCUAAUUUCCUCUUGUGGUUAAGAGAAAUGACGCUGAAGCUACCAAUGUGUCGCUUCUACAGCUCCAGCCUUUUCUCCUGCAAAUUACCAUAUACUACUCGAAAGCUUUCAGCGAGAUGGUUGGAGUUGAAAAUCCGCAAUUAUGUUUCUGUAAGAACUUUUGCUUCCGUGACUGCAGACAAGGGUCAACCAAACAAAAAGAAAAGAAGACUGGAUGAAUUGUGUCUUGAGAGAUUUCAGCAAUACAGCCGUACAUUUAUACAGUCAUGGAUCCUUCAAGGCAAAGUGCUUGUGGAUGGAAAAGUCAUUACCAAAGCAGGGUCUCAAAUCUCUGAUAAAGCUGUUGUGGAGAUCAUGGCUGAAAUUCCCAAGUACGUAUGCAGAGGAGGACAUAAACUGGAGGCUGCGAUUGAAAACCUGGAGAUCGAUGUUGCAGGAAAAGUAGCUCUUGAUUCAGGCUUGUCUACUGGAGGAUUUACUGAUUGUUUACUUCAGUAUGGUACUUCAUUUGUCUAUGGAGUCGAUGUAGGAUAUGGACAG
Capsicum annuum is the source of this 732-nucleotide messenger RNA. Its product is annotated as putative rRNA methyltransferase YqxC. Gene Ontology annotation, molecular function: RNA binding; methyltransferase activity. Gene Ontology annotation, biological process: methylation. NCBI's taxonomy places the organism in Eukaryota, Viridiplantae, Streptophyta, Magnoliopsida, Solanales, Solanaceae. The record is from RefSeq and is a predicted model, not a curated record.